Molecule: messenger RNA, 2205 nt
Organism: Diachasma alloeum
Lineage: Eukaryota; Metazoa; Arthropoda; Insecta; Hymenoptera; Braconidae
Product: RCC1 and BTB domain-containing protein 1
Exons: 9
Coding region: 477-2078 (533 amino acids)
Molecular function (GO): protein binding
Source: RefSeq, a predicted model, not a curated record
AAUCAGCGCCAUCAAGCAUCCUACGGGCUACUGCAAAAAUGUUUGGUUAUGUCAGAACAGCCAAUAGUAUCACUUUAGGGGAUAACAAUGUUGUUAUAAACGUAUUGUUUAUUGUUUAUUGAAUUUAUGAUGAAUAACUUGUGACCCUUGUGGUAAUUAACUGAACAAAAUAACUCGAUAGUCUAUCGAUUUGUAUUUCUACCGUCACCUCACCCCUCUCGUUCCAAUAAUCACCACCAGAAUAGUCAAGCGCUACAGUGCACCUUAUUAGAGAGGAAAAAAGGGAAAAAAGUGGUUUUACUCCACCUAUAAAUAUACGAAUUGAAACGUCAGCUGAUUAUAUUUGACAGUGGAGUGAAGGAAGACGUGACAAUUUCCAGGGGUUUGUUGUUCUUUUGACAGGUGCAUUGGGGCUUUUUUUUAUUGGGGUUGGGUCAAGAGGAGGAUGAUUUGCAGGGUGGAUUAAGCGAGAGAGGAUGAGUCGCUCGGAUUUGAAAAACUGGCCGAUUUUGAGUCUGCUAGAGAAGGAUUUUGCGAAGGAACUCAGCACUGUUCUGAUCUUUGGAUUGGGUAAUGAAACGCUUAUGGUGACCAAAGACGAUGCAGUAUACGCCUUGGGUAGUAAUGCAUCUGGCUGCCUGGGAACAGGUGAUGGACACAGCACUCUGUAUCCAGUGAAAGUUGAGGCAUUGUUUCAGAAGGAAAUCAAGACAUUUGCCUUUGGAAUUGGACCCCAUGUACUGGCCCUCACUGCCAAGGGCGAGGUUUAUUCUUGGGGACACAAUGGCUAUUGCGAACUUGGUAAUGGAUCGGCGAACCAGGGCUCAACUCCCACUAAAGUUGCCUGCAACUUUGAGGACAAGCCUAUUAUAUCGGUAGCAUGUGGAAGUCAUCAUUCUCUGGCGAUUACGGAGGAUGGAGAAGUAUAUGGAUGGGGUCAAAACACAUGCGGUCAAGUAGGCAGUGGGAUAAGUACGAAUCAAAACACUCCCAGGAAGAUCAACUCGAGUUUAGCAGGCAAGAGAAUAGUGCAGAUCGCUUGCGGUCAAACUUCGAGUAUGGCGUUGACAAGUAACGGUGAAGUUUACGCCUGGGGGAAUAACAGCGUUGGACAACUCGGUAUUGGCACAUACAUCAACCAGCUGAGUCCACAUAAAGUGACUGGGCUCACUGGUGUAGUUAUAGAUAAAGUUGUUUGUUCAUAUGGCCACACAAUGGCAUUGAGUGACGAGGGGGAUCUUUACGUCUGGGGAGGAAAUGGUUAUGGACAGUUGGGCCUGGGAACGAAGUCUAAUGCUUGCCAGCCAGUGAAACUAUCAGUGGCAGAGAUGGGAAGAGUCUCUGACAUAGCAGCAGUACACUCGAAUCACAUAAGUGCUGCACUCGCUGAAGGUGGUAAGGUCUUUAUGUGGGGACAAUGUCGGGGUCAGAGUGUGACGACACCCACUGCAACUCCCCUCCUCUACUUGCACGAUGUACUGGCGUGCUACUCGACUCCCCCUGUAAUGCACGAGCCCCUUGUCCUCUAUGCUCAAGACGAGACGAGUAUUUUAGACUGCUUGAGACAAGCAUUUGAUGAUCCAGCAACUAGUGAUCUCACGAUCCAAGUGCAGGGGAAACCUAUUCACGUUCACAAGGCUGUGCUGAAAAUACGGUGCCAGUAUUUUAGGUCCAUGUUUCAGGAACAUUGGACUGAGAAUAAUCAAUCGAUAAUAGAGCACGACGAAUUUUCCCACGAUGUCUACAAAUCCUUCCUGCGUUACCUCUACACCGACGAAGUGGAUUUACCACCGGAGAAUGCACUUGAGCUACUCUACCUGGCAAACGCCUAUUUCGAGACCCAACUCAAGCGUAAAUGCGUCCAGAUCAUCAAAAGAGGCAUCACUGUGAACAAUGUGGCGUUCCUCUACAAGACAGCUAUUGAAUAUAAUGCUCAAGAACUGGAAGACUUUUGCUUUAAAUUCGCAUUGAAUCACAUGACUGCAGUCGCCCAAACAGCCCACUUUGGUAAAUUGGACGAGGCAACCCUGAAGACCUUCAUCGCCAAAGCUGCGCAUGCUGGAGCCUUCAAAACAUGAAAUUAAUAAAAAUAUACAUCUCAUUCCAAUGAUUUCUGCAUUUGCAAUGAAUAAAUUCGUACUUUUAGUGCCAAAUUGUGAGUUAAUUAGCAGCUUAUUCCAAUAAAGAGUUAUUUUAAGACGGCAA